AUGAUAAAAAAUUAUAUUGCUCAAUUACGUAAAUUAAGUAUAGGUUGUAAUUUCACUGAUUUAGAUCGUACUCUGAGAGAUAGAUUGGUGUGUGGAAUAUUAGAUAAAGAUAUUCGGAGGAAACUGCUUCAACAAAGGCAAUUAACAUUUGAACAAGCUUGUGACAUAGUAUUAUCACAGGAAACUGCAAAUUUUGAUGCAAAUAUUAUCACACCAUGUAGUACAAAUACUCCAGUUCUUGAUACAAUAGUGCCAAUGGAUAUUAACAAAGUACGGGUGAGUCAGAGAAUGUCUUCUCAAAGCACAAAUAAGAAUAAUGAGAAUAUGUCAACCUGUUUUCGUUGUGGGAAACCACAUAGGGGUGAAUGUAGGUUCCGCUGGACUAAAUGCCAUCAUUGUGGGAAAAUUGGUCAUAUAGAGGCAGCCUGUUUAUUGAAGUCCAGCCAAGGUAAGAAGUAUAAUUCAGAAUGUAAUGGGCUAUAUGAAGUGGGAAUCAACAGCAUUAGACAAGACAAAGUGGAUCCUUUUGUGAUUAGAGUAUUCCUUAAUAGAAUGGAAUUACUGAUGGAAGUAGAUUCAGGUUGCCCAUAUACAAUUAUAAAUGAGAUAACAGCCAAACAAAUAUGGAAGGGUAAAUUACCUAAACUAGAAUUAACAGAUAUUGCAUUAAAAUCUUACACAGAAGGUAGUGGUUCAAGCCUAAUUGGCAGGAAUUGGUUUGCACAAUUGGGUAUAAGUAUAGAAGGAUUAAAUAAUGUUAAAUCAAUGGAUUUUAAUAAGGGACAGAUAACACAAUUGUUAUAUAGAUACAAACAGAUUUUUGAGCCUGGUUUAGGCAAAUACACUGGACCAGUAGUGAAUAUUACACCAAAAGAGGGUUCUGUACCAAAGUUCCUUAAAAGUAGACCCAUUCCAUUUGCAAUUAGAGAAAGAGUAUUUAAAGAAAUAGACAGACUGGUUCAAGAGGAGGUACUAGAACCUACUACACAUUCUGAAUGGGCUACUCCGAUAGUCCCAGUAUUAAAAGCAAAUGGUCAGGUACGUUUGUGUGGAGAUUAUCGGUCCACUGUGAAUGCAGCUACUAAUACAGAUACAUACCCUUUACCUACACUUAAUGAAGCUUUUGUACAGCUUCAGGGGGGAGUAAUAUUCUCAAAAAUUGAUUUGGAGCAAGCAUACACACAGGUGGCUGUCGAUAAUAACACAGCCAGCUUGCUUACAGUAAAUACACCUAGAGGAUUAUACAAAGUAAAGCGGUUGGCCUUCGGUGUUAAAGCUUGUCCUGGUAUUUUUCAAAGGCUGAUGACUUCAUUACUGGCAGGAAUAACAGGAAUAGCUGUUCUGUUAGACGAUAUCGUUAUUUCUGGUAAGGAUAUCAAUAUACACAAUGCAAGACUGGAGAUGGUGUUACAGAGGUUACAAAAAGCUGGUCUAAGAGUGAAUAAAGAAAAAUGUUUAUUUGCAGUACCUAAGGUCAAGUUUUUAGGUUAUUUAAUAGAUGAGUCAGGAAUACAUCCAUCUAAAGAGAAAACCAAAAAAUAUAAAGGAAUUACAGGCAUUUCUAGGACUUCUUAA
Molecule: messenger RNA, 1575 nt
Organism: Achroia grisella
Lineage: Eukaryota; Metazoa; Arthropoda; Insecta; Lepidoptera; Pyralidae
Exons: 2
Coding region: 1-1575 (524 amino acids)
Molecular function (GO): nucleic acid binding; zinc ion binding
Source: RefSeq, a predicted model, not a curated record